CGCGGUGUGUCACGUGACAGCAUCUGCUGCUGCUGGCUGAGCGAAGCGUGUUAGCAGAUUUUUCUAUUUUGUACAUACAUUGUUUUGUAUAUACUGUAUAUGAUGACUUCAGUGGUCAGCAAUCAAGCCCGGGGGACUCGGGACAGAACGCUGCCCACUACCACACAAACAACACAGCCACAGAAACAGAUACAGGCCACAGCAGAACAGAUUCGUUUGGCCCAAAUGAUCUACGACAAAAAUGAUGCUGACUUUGAAGACAAGGUCAAACAGCUGAUUGAGGUAACUGGGAAGACUCAAGAUGAGUGCAUGGUAGCCCUCCAUGACUGCAACGAAGAUGUAAACAGAGCCAUCAACUUCCUGCUGGAGAGCACCUCUGACACAAACUCCUGGGAGACUGUGGGGAAGAAGCGGAGCCUUGGGAAAGAAGGAGGGCCCUCAGAGAUAAAGGAGAGCAGGGAGAAGAAAGGAGGAGACAGGGAUGCCAGUCGCGGACGUGGGGGAUCCAACAGGAGGGGCCGAGGUAUCAGCCGAGGCCGUGAAGGUCGGCUAGAGGAGAAUGGGUUUGAGGUGGCUCCUGGAGAGAGAGGAGGGGACCGUGGACGCAGAGGACGAGGCAGAGGGGCAGGGGGUCGUGGUAGAGGAAGAGCAGCUGCUGGCAACAGGUUCUCCUCCCAGGGAAUGGGCACCUUCAAUCCCGCUGACUACACGGCUAACUCGGGAGGUCGCCAGGAGACAUGGGAAGGGGAUGGCAACGAACCUGCUGAGGGAACUGGAACAUGGGGAGGCAAUCUGGAAGACUGGACUUCAGAAGACUGGAAUGAGGAUUUGUCUGAGACCAAAGUAUUCACUGCCUCUUCUGCUCCAGCAAACCACAUCUCACUGGGACACAAUGUGGACCUGGCUACCCUACUGCCCAAGGCUGGAGGGGGCUCUGUGGACUCUGACUUGGGGGUGAUGGUUGAUGGCCCCUCAGCUGAGGAUUUGGGGCAAAGCCUGGUGUUUACCAAUUCCCACCACAACGGACGCACUGCAACUCACAGCUACGCGCAUGCCACAGCAAACACCUAUGCCCAUGCCGCCUCUGCUAGUACCACCUACGCACAUGCUGCACUGUCCUCAGUCCUGGGUUCUGGUUUUGGGUCUCUGAAUGCACCUAAGCCAGCACCCGCCUCUGACAUCAGGACAUCAGAGCAGCUCAAUGGGCCUCGGCUUGGUCAGAGAGCCAGUCAGACGCUGGCCAACACCAGCAACAGUAACGUCUCCAAAGAUGCAGGGCCACCUCCAAUUCAAAGUCCUGCUCCUGCUCCUUCUCCCUCUGUCGAAACCAAGCCUCAGAGAUUGGAGAACGGCCCUGUUACUGCCCUACACUUGGAAAUGAAGCUUCAGCCAGAACCAUCAGCGGUGCUCAGCCAGCUGGCACAGAGGCAGCAACAGUCCAUCCUUCCCACCACAGAGCCUCUACACUUGUCUCAGUCACAUGCUCCACAGGUCCCCACACCACCAGGUCACGAGUCCACCAUCCCUCCUGUAAGAGACGGAGCUUCUCCUGGAGUGAAGCUGCCAGGCAUGGAGCCUCCCAUCACAGAACCCCCCCAGCGGCAGCUCAAGACACAGAGACGCAGAGUACCGCCUCCUUCAAAGAUCCCCUCUUCGGCAGUGGAGAUGCCGGGCUUGGCAGAUAUAUCUGGCCUGAAUGUCCAGUUUGGAGCUCUUGAUUUUGGUUCUGAGGCCGGCAGUGGAACGGUGGAUAUGGCUCAGGGAGAGUCAGCCAGGGAACAAGCUCCAGCUUCAGCCCCAGCUCCAGUGGUGCCAGCACCCAUGUCUGUCCCCACUGCUGUUCCCACACAGCAACCACAGAACAGCCUGUUCUCCAAGCCAGGAUCUGUGAGUGAACACAUGAGCAGCAUACCCUCAGCUGUAUCGGAUCCCAGCUUCCCCUCACCAUCUUUGGGCUUACCCAGUGCAACACCCUCCCCCUCACUGGGUCUUCCCAGUGCAGCUGCUCCACCCUCUUCCACAGCCCCUACUACAGCCAACCGUGUGGAGAGCAGUGGCCCAAGGUCCCUGCCACCCCAUCUGGGCUUCUCCCAGAGCAAGGAUGUCUCAUCAGCUGCUGGCCCCCUCACAAAUGGCUACAGCAGCAUGAAGACGCAGAGCACACAGGACACUAUGUCAUCAACGUCCAGAACGGUGAAAACGGAGUCUCCCAUAAUGACCAGUGACAGUGGCCCCGUGCACCACAUCCCUUCGCCUGCAGUCACACCUUCGCACUCAACAUCUAUCGCCUCGCUCAACAGUCAUGUGACUAAUUCUCACUCAUCUGGAUCGGCGCUCGCCACAAGCUCCUCCCUAACGAUAACUAACGAAGACAGCAGCAGCAGCAACCUCCAUGCCUUUCCAUCGUCAUCCAGCCAGAUUAUUAAUCCCAAUACAUCAGUUCCACUGGCUGUGAGCAGCACAACCAAUGGUCUGCACCCAUCUGGAGCACCAGGAUUAACUCCUAAUGGCACAAACUCUAUCACAAACACCUCGCUCUCAGCUGCAGGGAACCGCACGGCGCCCCUGCUCACCGCCACCUCCGGUAAAGCUCCUCCUAACUUGGCCCAAGGAGUGCCGCCUCUCCUGGCCAACCAGUACAUUAUGGGCCCUGGUGGCUUGCUCCCAGCUUACCCGCAGAUCUAUGGAUACGAGGAACUGCAAAUGCUGCAGUCUCGCCUUCCUAUGGACUACUAUGGUGUAACAUUCCCUGGUACUACAGCUACCAUGCCUGGAAGAGAUGGCCUGGCCAAUAACCCAUAUUCUGGUGAGGCGACAAAGUUUGGCAGGAAUGACUCUUCAUCUCCAGCUCCCCCAACCAGCCUGUCUACAGCCGGGGUGCAGUCACAGCCCCAGCAGGCACCACAAGCAGGGACACAGGGGCAGGGCCAAGGACAGGGCCAAGGCCAGCAGACACAGAACCAGGCCUUCCUAAACCCCCCUCUGCCCCCUGGCUAUGGAUAUACUGGUCUGCCGUACUAUGCUGGUAUGCCUGGAGUUCCCUCAGCCUUCCAGUACGGCCCCACCGUCUUUGUGCCUCCUGCUUCAGCCAAACAACCUACUAUGGGCCUGGCCAACCCCUCCAACCAGUACCACCAACAGCAUCAGCCCAGUUACGGACAGCAUGCAUAUGGCACAGCCUUUGAUGACCUGUCUCAAGCCCACGGUGGGGAAUACAGUAAGGGAGGGUACGGAGGCUCUGCCCAGUCACAGGCCAAAUCAGCGGGCAGCGGCCCAGGGAAAGCACCGGGACUGUCAGGAUCAGGUACCAGUGGAGGAGUACCUGACAUGGGAGGUUCGAUCUACAGCAAAACACAGUCAUUUGACAAGCAGGGCUUCCACACAGGGACACCGCCACCCUUCAGCCUGCCCUCAGCACUGGGGGGAACAGGGCCCCUGAACCCUGGAGGUGCUCCUGGUUACGCACCUGCUCCCUUCCUGCACAUCCUGCCGCACCAACAGCCCCACUCCCAGUUGCUGCACCAUCACCUCACACAGGACGGACAGGGUGGUCCCGGUCAGCGCAGUCAGUCCAGCAGCAUGCAGCAGAAAGCCCAAGGCAGCAAGUCCAGCUAUGGCAGCUCCCCCUACUGGGCCAACUGAGGAAUGCUUCCCACUCCCUCUCCUCCCCAAAAGGCUGUUUGUAUGUGUGUGUGCGCGUGUGUGUAAAGCUAAAUCAAAAAAAGCAAACUGAAAGACACACUACCCUUACAAUGAGCAACCAGGGCCCUCCUCGCCCGGCUCCCCCCACCUCCUCAAGUCCUCAUAAGUCUUUUGGGUUCUCUCUCCCCCCCUUUUCAAAAAUUGGUUGUACAUGUAAGAUAUUUAUGUAUGUAUUUAUAUAUAUAUAUAUACUGUAUAUGUAAUAGUAGAACAUGAAAUGUGGUUGCUGCAUUUUAUUUUUGAAGGACUUUUUGUUUACUUUUUUCAAAACUGCAGGAAAAGAUGUUACAUAAAGACAGAAUGAGACGUUGAUGGUGAGUGGGUGAAGAAGAUAAUUGAUCAAAACUUUCCUGGAAUAAACCAGAAAAAGGAAAAAGAGAGCUAUAGCACUGAUUGCAUAUGAGGACAUUUCAGAUGGGGGUGGGGUUUGUAAUAACUAACUGCAUCUGUCUCCUCUUUUUUUUCUUUUCUUUUUUUUAUACAUAACGCCCUGAAUGACACACUCAUCCCCCAAAACUUCAUUUUGUAGCUUCCCCUCCUACCUUUCUUCUCCCUUCUUCUGGAGGGCUGCCUACUCUGCCUGUGUCAACACCUUCCCUUUAAAGACAGAUUUGCCCAUCUAAAUUUUAUAUUUUAAUUUAAUUUUAAUCCUCAUUGCCCUCGAAAUAAAAGUUCUGAGCAGUUGGAA
Molecule: messenger RNA, 4390 nt
Organism: Scomber japonicus (chub mackerel)
Lineage: Eukaryota; Metazoa; Chordata; Actinopteri; Scombriformes; Scombridae
Product: ubiquitin-associated protein 2-like
Exons: 29
Coding region: 100-3642 (1180 amino acids)
Cellular component (GO): nucleus; cytoplasm
Molecular function (GO): protein binding
Source: RefSeq, a predicted model, not a curated record